GUCUCGACCGUUUCCAGGCUCCGACGAGCGCAAAAACGGCCGCCCUCCCUUCCUCUCUCUGAGUCUCUCUGACGGACGCAGGUCGCUCUCUCUUCACGAACUUCGGCGCCGGCGCCCCUCUCUCUAUUCGCGGUGACGGCUUUCACUCUCGCCGGCGAGCGCCGAAGAUGGGUUCGACAAACAAGGAGCUUCUGGGCUUGGAGCAUCGAGGAUCCUCCACCAUAGAAUCAAGGCUUCUCGUAUGCAAAAAUGAUCUUUCAUCUAGACAAGGAAAUCUUCAUCCUAACAAGAAUGGUGGUGAGAAGCCUUUGACAACACCAGUUCCCACAAGCCAAGUUCUGGGAAGAGUGAAGAACUUUUUGGGAGUAAUGGCAGAAGCAAAUGAAAAACUAAUGCGUGAAGCUAAGGAAAAACCUCUGGAAGCAUUUGAUAUCGAAGCACUAACUGGAAAUGAGGAGCAGUACAUUGAAAUGGAUUUGCGUCUAGGAAUAGUUGAUCUUUACACACCUGAAGCUGUUGCAGCUGCUGAAUCUGCUGUGGCAGGUGCGCAAAUGGCCCUUUCUGAGCCAGUUAGCCCCUCCGAUACGGAUGACAGCGAUGAUGAUGAAAUCGUAGGCCAUCCUGCUUUAUCUGAGUCACCAUUGUCAGAGGAUGAAUCUGAGAGGUCAGACAAAAAGAGAAAGCGACCGAAGAUUACAGAACUUUAACGAGGAAUCUUGGUUUGGCAUCUGUCAAGCAUGGUUUAGCAUUACAAAGGUGCAAGGACAACCGGAGGAAGUGGCCUUUAUUAGCGUACUCAAAAUCGGACAGCUUGUUAAGUUUAAAAUUUAAGCAUCCAAUACACACUCAGGUAAUGUUAUCAGUUAUAUGUUUCACGAUUCUUUUUCACCUAGUAUCCACUUGUCUCGCGCGCGAGAUUCAUGCC
Messenger RNA from Nymphaea colorata (pocket water lily), 925 nucleotides. RefSeq lists its product as uncharacterized. Gene Ontology annotation, molecular function: box C/D methylation guide snoRNP complex binding. The record is from RefSeq and is a predicted model, not a curated record. NCBI's taxonomy places the organism in Eukaryota, Viridiplantae, Streptophyta, Magnoliopsida, Nymphaeales, Nymphaeaceae. Gene Ontology annotation, biological process: box C/D snoRNP assembly. The transcript is spliced from 6 exons. Bases 168 to 707 code for a protein of 179 amino acids.